This is a messenger RNA of Phacochoerus africanus (Common warthog), 3600 nucleotides long. RefSeq names its product tudor domain containing 9 (gene TDRD9). The transcript has 32 exons. Gene Ontology annotation, cellular component: intracellular anatomical structure. Gene Ontology annotation, molecular function: RNA binding. The record is from RefSeq and is a predicted model, not a curated record. NCBI's taxonomy places the organism in Eukaryota, Metazoa, Chordata, Mammalia, Artiodactyla, Suidae. Bases 94 to 3507 code for a protein of 1137 amino acids.
GUAGGAUUGGAGAAAAUAGCAACAGAAGACACCAAGUUAAUUUAUGUGACAACUGGAGUCCUGCUUCAGAAAAUAGUUAGUGCCAAGAGUUUGAUGGAAUUCACACACAUCUUCAUUGAUGAAGUACACGAGCGAACCGAAGAAAUGGAUUUCCUGUUGUUGGUCGUCCGCAAACUUUUAAGAACAAAUUCACGUUUUGUGAAGGUGGUCCUGAUGUCGGCCACCAUCAGCUGCAAGGAGUUCGCGGACUACUUCGCUGCUCCCGUUCAGAACGAGCUGAGCCCGGCCUGCGUCUACGAAGUGGAGGGCGAGCCGUACGCGGUGGAGGAGUGUUACCUCGACGACCUGGAGCACCUGCACCGCGGCCGGCUUUCACCUCGUCUCCUGGAGGAGCCGGCGAUACCUAAGGAAAUAUAUGAAGUUGCUGUGUCCCUGAUUCAGUUGUUUGAUGACUUGGAUAUGAAAGAGAGUGGGAACAAGACGUGGUCAGGCGCCCCGUCUGCCUGGGAGCGGAGCAGCGUGUUGGUGUUUCUGCCGGGUCUGGGUGAGAUAAACUGCAUGCAUGAGCUUCUCACAAACAUGGUUCACAAAAGGUUACAGGUGUAUCCGCUGCACUCCAGUGUGACUUUGGAAGAGCAGAAUAACGUGUUUUUGAGCCCAGUGCCUGGGUACAGAAAGGUCAUCCUGUCCACCAACAUCGCGGAGAGCUCGGUCACGGUUCCCGACGUCAGAUACGUUAUAGAUUUUUGUUUGACUAGAACUCUGGUUUGUGAUGAAGAUACGAAUUAUCAGAGUCUGCGGCUGAGCUGGGCCUCUAAAACCAGUUGUAACCAGAGGAAAGGCCGUGCCGGACGUGUGUCUAAAGGGUACUGCUACCGACUCGUGCCCAAGGAUUUCUGGGACACCUCCAUCCCCGACCACGUCAUUCCUGAGAUGCUGCGCUGUCCAUUGGGAAGCACGAUACUGAAGUUGAAACUCCUCGACAUGGGGGAACCCAGGGCGCUGCUGGCCACGGCGCUCUCUCCGCCCAGUCUCAGUGACAUUGAACGCACCAUCCUUCUGCUGAAGGAGGUCGGCGCCCUUGCAGUCCGCGGGCCCAGGGACGACGAGAACCCGCAUGAUGGUGAACUGACCUUCCUAGGGAGAGUGUUAGCCCACCUUCCUGUUAAUCAGCAGCUGGGGAAACUCAUUGUCCUUGGACACGUGUUUGGGUGUCUGGACGAGUGUCUGAUCAUAGCGGCAUCUCUCUCCUUGAAGAAUUUUUUUGCAAUGCCUUUUAGGCAACAUCUGGAUGGAUACAGGAGCAAGAUGAAUUUCUCUGGCAGCAGUAAGAGUGACUGCAUUGCUCUCGUGGAGGCAUUUAAAGCCUGGCAGACUUGCAGACAGAGGGGAGAGCUGCGCCAUCCGAAGGAUGAACUUGACUGGGGACGGUUAAAUUACAUUCAGAUCAAGAGGAUUAGAGAGGUGGCUGAACUGUAUGAGGAGCUGAAGUCUCGCGUCUCGCAGUUCAACAUGCACGCGGACUGCCGGCGGCCCGUCCUGGACCGGGAGGACCCGCACAAGCAGCGGUUCAUCCUCCAGGUCGUGUUGGCAGGUGCUUUUUACCCAAAUUACUUUACUUUCGGGCAGCCUGACGAAGAGGUGGCGGUGAGGGAGCUGGCAGGCAAAGACCCGAGGACGACCGUCAUGCUGAAGCACGUCCCUCCCUAUGGAUUUCUCUACUACAAGCAGCUGCAGUCUCUCUUUCGAAAGUGUGGCCAAGUCAGAUCCAUUGUGUUCGAUGGUGCAAAAGCCUUCGUGGAGUUUUCACGUAAUCCAACGGAGAGGUUUGAGACGCUUCCUGCCGUGUGCAUGGCCAUUAAGCUGUCCCAGCUGAAAAUGUCCCUUGAACUCAGUGUCCACCCUGCAGAGGAGAUUGAAGGGAAGGUGCGAGGCGGGGCUGUUGCCAAGCUCAGGACUGCAAGGGUGAGCGUGGACUUUCAGAAGCAGAAGGUGGACGCUGCGCAGGUCUCGUCUCACACGUCGGGCAGGCCCCGGGCGGUGUCGGAGCUCCUGCUGACGGUCAGCGUGACAGAGGUGGUCGAGGUGGGGCACUUUUGGGGAUACAGGAUUGAUGAGAAAAACGCCGAGGUUCUGAAGCAGCUCUCAGCCGAGAUAAGCCGUCUGAAGUUGGUGCCCUUGCGCACUCACCCGCAUCCAGACUCGGUCUGUCUGGCGCCCUUUGCCGACGCUGGUAGAGAAAGCUACUUCAGGGCGCAGAUCCUCUGUGUGUGUGGCCGUUGCGCUGAGGUGUUCUUCGUGGACUAUGGGAACAGAGCGCUCGUGCCGCUGGACCUCCUGAUGGAGAUGCCCUGUCAGCUUCUCGAGGUGCCCUUCCAGGCUCUGGAGUUUAAGAUCUGCAGGAUGCGCCCGUCCGCGAGGUCGCUGGUGUGCGGCGAGCCCUGGAGCAGCGCGGCCAGCCGGCGCUUCGCGGCCCUGGUGCGCGGCUGCGCGCUGCUGGCCGAGGUCUUCUCCGUGGUGCACGGCGUCCUGCACGUGGACGCCUACCGGCCCGCGGGGGCCCAGGGCUCCAUCGACGUCCGCGCCGCGCUGGUCCGGGAGGGCUACGCCGAGCUGGCCGAGGAGCCCUAUGAGUCCAAGCAAAGCCACGACAUGCUCAAGGGUCUCCUUUCCGAAGCCGUGGAGGGCGCGGCAGACGCGCCUGCGCUCUCCCUCGUGAGAGAGGAUGAAACCUACCUGAUCCGGGGUCUGCUGGAGAGCUUCGCUUCCACUAAGCUGGGUAACCCGCACUGCAAGGCGAUACUUCACGGGCCCUUUAACCCGUACGCGCUGAAGUGCCACAGCUUGACCCGGAUAUCCACGUUCAGGUGUGUGUGGAUCGAGAAGGAGAGUGUCAACUCUGUCAUCGUCAGCGACGCCCCUGAGGACGGCCACCAGAGGAUGCUGGUCGCCGCGUCCCUGUCGGUCAACGCCACCGGGUCCACCGUGCUGCUGCGGGAAACGUCUCUGCUGCCGCACAUUCCCGGCCUCCCGGCUCUGCUCAGCAUGCUCUUUGCCCCGGUGAUGGAGCUGAGGGUUGAUCGCGACGGAAAGUGCUACACCGGAGUCCUUUGCGGUUUGGGGUGGAACCCGUCCACGGGGGCCCCCAUCCUGCCAGAGCACGACCUCGAGCUCGCCUUCGACGUGCACUUCAGCGUGGAGGACAUCGUGGAGAUUAACAUCCUCAGAGCCGCUGUUAACAAGCUGGUGUGCGACGGACCCAACGGAUCAAAGCACCUUGGGCCGGAGAGGGUCGCGCAGUUGCAGGACCGCGCUCGGCAGAAGCUGCUAGGUUUGUUCUGUCAGUUGAAACCAAGAGAGAGAAUUGUUCCCAAGUGGCACGACAGGCCGUACGAGUGGAAUCAGGUUGAUCCGAAGCUGGUCAUGGAGCAGGCGGACCGCCAGAGCCGCAGGGGGAAGAGCACCUCUCUGUACCAGCUGCACAAACUCGUCGUCCUGAGCGCCUAGACGUGCCGCAGGCCGCACCGGCCUCCCCCGGGCCGGGCGGGGCUCCGUCCGCAGACCCCCUUCUCCGCGUCGGAGCGCCCCCCCCCCCCCCCC